CUCAACAUCGAUGUUUUCAGUAUCACAGUUCUGGUUCAGCAACAUGUCUAGCUUCACACUUUUGGUCACUUUCUCAGCUCUUUUGGCUGCUGCCUUUGCCAACCACUAUGGGCAUGCCCAACUAAAUGCUGCAGUUGACGUGGAAUGGCCCAAAGAAAGGACGACUAGAUACCAUUUGGUUAAGCGUAAACCGUCAAACCGUAAAAGUCCACUUUCUGGAUCUGACACAUCAUCCAACUUCCUACUGGAAGAUAGAGCUCACGAGCAUCAUGCGCACACCAAUUCCGAAGAACUGGCAAGGGCGGAAUACGAAAUAAAAGAUUCCAUUCAUCACUUGGAAAACAUCCACAGAAGAAAUAUUGGUAGCAGUUCCGAGCAUUCUGGCCAUGCUUCCAGGUAUUGGCCAAUAUCUCAUGAGGAGCACAAGAGAGCCAGUCUUCACCAUCUGCUGAACACCCAUCACCGAGCCGCUGCCGCUCACAGAGCUGGAACUCUCACAGCCGGACAUGCACUUGAACUGCUGGAAGCCCAUCAAAGAGUUGCUGCAGCCCAUGGACUCGAACAUCUGAUUCACCCUCAUGGUAAUGCCCAUCACACCCUGCAUUCUGCAGAAGCUGUUGGGUCCAGAUCCGCAGGAAAACAUUAUCAUGCGAUCCAUGAACAUGAAUCUUCCAAGAUGCAUCAUUACUAAUCCCUUCAACAUGUUCCAGAACUAGGCGGCCUUUGGACUGGGACUGGAUGAAAUAAUAUCCUCAAUAUAUGUGUUUAAUGAACUUAUUUGGAGCAAUAAAUACCAGUAUGCUAAA
Molecule: messenger RNA, 806 nt
Organism: Dendroctonus ponderosae (mountain pine beetle)
Lineage: Eukaryota; Metazoa; Arthropoda; Insecta; Coleoptera; Curculionidae
Product: histidine-rich glycoprotein
Exons: 9
Coding region: 11-691 (226 amino acids)
Source: RefSeq, a predicted model, not a curated record